This is a messenger RNA of Agrilus planipennis (emerald ash borer), 2131 nucleotides long. RefSeq names its product endoglucanase A-like. The transcript is spliced from 6 exons. Lineage: Eukaryota; Metazoa; Arthropoda; Insecta; Coleoptera; Buprestidae. The record is from RefSeq and is a predicted model, not a curated record. Bases 267 to 1895 code for a protein of 542 amino acids.
AACUCAUUGAAUGCAACCCUGGAAAAUUUCGAUUGAUGCGAGCAUGGGCCAUCACCUCCUGAUAUACUAACAAAAACCACGCUGCACACGUGCUAAUUGAUAAAUUGAUAAUGUCACAUUCAAAGUUGUUCUGAUUUGGUAUAUCUUGAAUGUAAACAGGUAAUAAUACUUAUUCAAUUGUUGUUGUUUAUCAAGAUCGAUUUUCCAUAUAAAAGAGGAGCACUUAGUAAGUGAACAACAGAACCUCUUAUUUUAUACACUUCAAAAUGUUAUCCAGAAAACAUUUGCUGCUACUCUUGAUAAUGGUCAAUUAUGACCUAACCUCUAGUGCGGUAACGCUAGAGGUGGACGUCAAAUCGAAUGUUCAUCCGAUCUCGCCGUACAUAUACGGCACGUCAUUCUUGAACGACGUUGAGUUCGGCAGAGAGAUCAAACUGUCGGUCGACAGAUUUGGAGGCAACGCCGCCACCAGGUACAACUGGAAGAACGACGUGACCAACCGCGCGUCCGAUUGGUUCUUCGAGAAUAUAGCCGAGGACAACACAAAUCCGGAGGCUCUUCCCGACGGUUCUACGAGUGACGAGUUCAUUGAGAAAGACAAGUCAUUCGGAGCACGUACCAUGCUUACUAUUCCGCUUAUCGGCUGGGUGCCAAAAGACAGAAACAGUAGCUGCGGCUUUAGCGUCAGGAAGUACGGUCCUCAGCAGCAGACCGACCAGUGGAGGCCCGAUUGCGGUAAUGGCAGGAAGACCAAUGGUACGACACUGAUUACAGGCAACGACCCGACCGAUACCUCAGUCAAGAUCAACAGCACGUUUGCCAAGGAGUGGGUUCAGUACUUGAUCAAGAAGUAUGACACCGCAGACCAGGGCGGAGUGCUCUUCUACGAGAUGGACAACGAAUACGACCUGUGGCACAGUACCCACCGGGAUGUCCAUCCGCAGCCAGCCUCAACCGAUGAGAUCAUUAAACUCACUGAGGAGUACGCGCUGGCCGUCAAAGAAGUCGAUCCAUCCGCUUUGACUCUCGGACCAGUGGGGUGGGGAUUUUUAUCGUUUUUGCGCUCGGGCCUGGACUUUGCCAAUGGGACUAAUAUAGACAGGGAGAGGCACGAAAACAUGGAUUUUGUACCCUAUUAUCUGAAAACGAUGAAGCAGCUGGAAUCUAAUCACUCAAUACGACUGCUUGAUUACCUCGACCUUCAUAUGUACCCACAAGCGGCCAACGUGUUCAGUGACAGUACAGACCCGGAGGUAAUGGCAGUGAGACUCAGAUCAACUCAGGCUCUAUGGAACGCUAAUUACACAGACGAAAGCUGGAUCAAGGACCUGGGCGAACCGAAUAACCGGAUACAACUGAUCCCCAGGAUGAAGCAGGCUAUCCAGACUUACUAUCCAGGUACCAAAAUAGCUAUCACCGAGUACAGUUGGGGCGGCUUGAACAGUUUGAACGGCGCCCUCGCUCAGGCAGAUGUACUUGGUAUUCUGGGAAGGGAGGGCGUUGACCUGGCUCUCCUCUGGGGAUCGCAAAAUGCCUCCGAGCCAUGGGGGUAUGCUUUCAGGGUGUACCGCAAUUACGACGGAAACGGCUCUCAGUUCGGUUCAACCAGUGUUAGUGCAAAAUCGAGUGACGAACAGCAGCUUGCAAUUUAUGCGUCGAUCCGAUCGUCAGACAAUAAGUUGACUAUUAUUGCCAUUAACAAGGACCCUACCAACGAAAUUGAUACGAAGAUCGAAAUCAAGAACUUCGACCACUCGGCCAGUACUAAGGUCUAUACGUACAGUCGGAACAAUCUUACUAAGAUUGUGGAAAGCGUUACUACUGCUGCCAACAAUAGCAUUGAAUAUAAAUUCCCCGCUUAUUCGAUCACAUUAUUCGAAGUUGCUGGAAAAUGAUUUAGCAUGUGUUAGUUGAAAACAAUUAUUGCCGAUGUUCGUAUUAUUGAAUAGAACUAUCUAAACAAUACCUCAAAUGAUAUUAUAAAAAUAAUUUUCAUGUUAACAGUUAUCUAUAAUAAUAAACGUGAUAUCACUAACUUAAUGAUUCAACAGGCAUUUCAAUUUUUUUUCUUUAAUAACACUUAAUACUUAAAUAACCUAAAAAAUUAAGAGAAAUGAUUAUAGAGUAAAUU